Symbiodinium pilosum is the source of this 1176-nucleotide messenger RNA. The record is from the annotation of a GenBank genome assembly. Lineage: Eukaryota; Dinophyceae; Suessiales; Symbiodiniaceae.
AUGUCACCCCUGCAACUACAGCUGUUGGGGCUUGUAAGGUUCCACACCGGCAUCCGGCCGUCCGUGCAAGCCCCUGGCACGCACACCCCGGCACUGUGCGAGGAAGUAGUCAAGAAGCUGGUGGCACCAAAUCCAGGUGGCGUUUACGUGGAUGGCACCUUCGGGCGUGGAGGUCACACACGCGCAAUGUUGGCUGCAAUGUCACCCUCGGGCUCCCUCCAUGCCUUCGACAUGGACCCAGAAGCUAUCGCCGCUGGGAAGGAGCUGAUGAAGGCAGACUCGCGCUUCACCAUCCACCACGCGCCCUUCAGCUCCAUGAAGGCUGUGUUGAAGCCAUUGGGCGUGCGGAUUUCCGCAGUCCUCUUUGACUUGGGCAUCUCAUCGCCGCAAUUUGAUGAUGCUGGCCGAGGAUUCCGACCUGAGGCGGACGGCCCUUUGGACCUUCGCUUCGACCAGAGCAAAGGAAUCACUGCCUGGGACUUCCUGAUGACCGCCUCGCGCGAGGAGAUCAUUCGUGUCAUCUCCGAGUACGGAGAGACCUCAGACUUAACCGCGUCACAGCGCAUCGCAGAUGUGAUAUGCCUGGCACGGGCCAAGGAUGCGCUUCCGAAGCGCACUAGAGAGUUUGCGGCACUGGUGGCACAGGGCAAGGGCCCGGAGUAUCAAGCAAUGCAUCCGGCAAAGUUGACCUUCCAGGCGCUGCGAAUACAUCUGAACGGCGAGUUCGAUGAGAUGCGCAAAGGAAUCUCUGCAGCGUUUGGCUUGCUCGGAGAAGGCGGCCGGAUCGGCUUAAUCUCCUGGAAGCACUCCGAAUGUGCCAUCAUCAUGGACAUUUUUCGCUCCCUUGAAGCUGUCCGCGACAAGGAGCCACUUCUCAAGUGGUACCGCUCUUUACCAGAGGCAGAACAGCUGCCUGAAAGGUGGUCGAUGGAGAUGGACGAUAUUACCCGACCGUCGGAGAAGGAGCUGCAGACGAACUCCAGAUCCCGCUCCGCUUUGUUGCACGUUUUGCGAAAGCGGCGAAUGCCACGCUUGGCGGAUUUGGAAAGCCUCGUCUAUGCCUUGCCGGCGUGGUGCAAUGUCACCCAGCCUGCCACAAGCUCCACGCCGCCGAAAAAGAGGCGGCGAGCAGAAAUGGAGGCGGCUGUGAACUUGAUCUUUCAGAUAAUCAGUUGA